GCCUUCAGCACAAAUUUGUCAUAAUGUCCCUGUUCGGACGACAAAGGUACUUGAGGUGACAGACAUGCCGGGGACGGCGAUUUCGUUUUAAAUUGCUUUUAUCAUAGUGAAGCAAUAGUUAAUCUUUUGAACCGCAACCUCAAUUCUUUUCCUCCCGCUGUCAAAAUCACUCCUAAAAUGAAGUCUCAUCCAGGGCAAUCGCCACCAGUACUUAAAUAUGUCAGCCUCGUGACUUUGACACUUCAGAACGCGAUACUCGGUUUGAGUAUGCGGUAUGCACGCACAAGACCAGGAGAUAUGUUUUUGUCCUCCUCAGCUGUUCUGAUGUCAGAAUUCACAAAGUUGAUCACAUGCCUGGCUAUUGUUUGGAAAGAAGAGGGCAGUAUUCAGAGAGCUGUGUCAGCAGUGCACAAUACUGUCAUCAAGCAGCCCAUAGACACACUCAAAGUGUGUGUUCCAUCAUUAUUGUACAUCGUACAGAACAACCUCCUGUAUGUGUCUGCAUCACAUUUGGAUGCUGCAACUUAUCAGGUCACUUAUCAAUUGAAAAUUCUAACUACAGCUAUGUUUGCUGUCACUAUGUUGAGACGUUCUCUGUUAAAAACCCAGUGGAUAUCUCUCGUAACAUUGGUUUCUGGGGUGGUCCUGGUUCAACUCGCAAACACUGCUCCAGCCAAGGUUGUAGUCGGCGGCCCUGAGCAAAACCGAAUCAUUGGCUUUUCUGCUGCAUUAUGUGCUUGUCUCCUUUCUGGAUUUGCAGGAAUUUAUUUUGAAAAAAUUUUAAAAGGGUCUGAUAUUUCAGUGUGGAUGCGAAAUGUUCAGCUGAGCUUUUUGUCACUUCCAUUUGGAUUGUGUACUUGUUUAUUGUCUGAUUGGGAAGUGGUCACAUCAAAAGGGCUGUUCUUUGGAUAUGAUGGAUUUGUGUGGUAUCUUGUAGUAUUACAGGCUGGAGGUGGUCUCCUGGUUGCGAUGGUUGUGAAGUAUGCUGAUAAUAUUCUUAAGGGCUUUGCCACAUCUCUUGCUAUAAUCAUAUCUUGCAUUGCUUCAAUUUAUCUCUUUGAGUUCAAUCUCACUUUCCAAUUUGCCCUUGGAGCAGCAUUAGUAAUAGCAUCUAUAUUUUUGUAUGGCUAUGUUCCUCCAAAUCCCAACCAACAGAGUAAAGUCUAGGCUAUGAUGCAAGUGGAAAAUGCAUUUUCACAUGCAUGAUUUUGAACUGACUUGGUAAAUAAUAAGCUAACCUGUUGUGCCAAAUGCUCACAAAAGACAAGACUUUUUAAGAUAAUGUAAUACUGUAUGUCAUUAGAAUUGUGAUUAGACCCCCUUCAAUGUCUUUAGAAUUGUCACUAGACCUCCAUCCCAACCUAAACACCACCACUUAUCGAAAAAUAGUCUGAGUUUAUUUACCUAUUCACUGAUUUCUUGUAUUAGAUUAAAAAUUACAUAACUGACUUCACAUCUUUUAAGUUUUGGUAUUUUAGUUCCUGUUAUGCACUAAGGUUGGAGUAGCUUUAAUUAUCUGGUUGUUUUUUGGUAUUUUUAUUUGUGUUUUUUAUUAGUAUUUUUAAAGUAAUUAGCUGACUGACAAGUUGAGUGACCAACGUUACACUUUUGACACUGAGCAUAAAAAAAGGCAAGAUACUAUCUGGAAUAGUUCCACUUCAGUUUAAAACCUGAGACCCAAGUUAUUAUAGAGUAUUCUACGCAUUCAAAAUCCUUUCAUCAUUGAUGAUGUCUUGUGUGUGGGUGUAUAUUUAAAUGAAAAAAAAAUACACAAUGAAUGAUAUGUGCCUCAAGAUUAUGGUAACCACCAUUCUAACUAUUCAUAGUAUUGUAAAAAAAAAA
Molecule: messenger RNA, 1842 nt
Organism: Thrips palmi
Lineage: Eukaryota; Metazoa; Arthropoda; Insecta; Thysanoptera; Thripidae
Gene: Ugalt
Product: UDP-galactose translocator
Exons: 6
Coding region: 178-1167 (329 amino acids)
Biological process (GO): pyrimidine nucleotide-sugar transmembrane transport
Cellular component (GO): Golgi membrane
Molecular function (GO): UDP-galactose transmembrane transporter activity
Source: RefSeq, a predicted model, not a curated record